GAGCGCAAGGGUCUUAAAUGCAACUCAAUGAAACACUAAAUUCUGUUGUUUGUUGUGCAAAAACGUUUUUGUAGCAUUGCCGCUAACAACAACCCAAUCGUCGACGCCGCCGUCGCAGUCGCUGUCGGCAGUCUCAGUCGAAAUCGCAGGUCGACUUCGUCGUCAAAAAAGUGCUCAAACAAGAUUUCCACUUGAAAUUCCUGAAUUUCGUUCGCGACGCGCAGCAAAAACAAAAUAAAAGAAGCAAUAUAUAAAUGGAAAUAUAGAAGCGCAAUACAAAUACAAAUUUAAAUAAAUACCUAAAUUUCUGCAAAUGCAGACAGCAUUUUGAAUGUGUUUAUAACGGUGUCUGCCUACAAUCAAUGUAUAUGCGUGCAUGUGUGUGUCAUAAUUUUGUGCAGUUUGGAAACACUUUUGGAUUAGCGGCGCUUUUAUUUACAUAGACUUUGCACGACUAAUUGAUCAUUUUCAAUCGCAGCAUCUAUUCUUUUUUUAAAGAUAUAAUCCGAGGAUGCGCGCAGCAGGUCACAGACGAACGGACCUCAUGAUGAAGUUGCCGACGAGGCGUCUCUGAACUGCUGACAGCCAAGUGCCAGCGCCAGUGCGUGCGUAUCUCAAAGCAACCAACAACAACUCUAAGUCGCAGCGCAUUUCCGGCUGGACGCACCGCGCAGCACCGGACCGCACCGCACCUAUUUAACUAAGUGGACGGCUCCGGCUACCUACGCGUUCGCUCGUCGCUCGUUACUCGUCACUCCCGACUCGUUACUCGCCGCUGCUAUUGCCAUUGCUGCCACUGUCGUUGCAACAGCUGCUAUCAGUUCUGCAGAAGCGCGCGGUCGCGACGGGCUGCAAAAAUCGAAAUAAAUAAAAUAAAGUGAGCGCCGAGAGCGCGAAGUGGAGCAAUAACAAAAUAACAACGAAAUCGUCAAACGAAUAUCGAACAACGAAAUGCAUCAAACCAAUGCUCCGUCGUGAACAAUCAAAUACAUACGCGCACAUACAUAUAUAUGUAUAAAUAUAUAUAGAUAAAUACGUGAAAAGCAGGGAAACACGGUAAGCGCUCGACGACAAUCCUUUUGCCUUGCGCAAAUAUUUGUGGAAAAGUGAUUGCUGUUGACAAAGUGGCGUCCGCACACGCACUCGAUACUUUCAAUUAGGCACGUUGCUUAUAAAUGUGCCACAAUGGCGCCGCCGUCCAGGACGACGACACCGUCAACGGUGCAACCACCGACGCGCUGUAAAGCCACAGCGACAGCCACGGCGAGAGCUAAGGCUCUAAUCCUGCCCCUGUCCAUGUCCCAGUCCCUGCCCAUGCCUCUGCUACUGCUGCUGAUGCUAGCUGCUGUCAUGGUCCGUGCUGAACCGUAUUCGAGCGUUUUCGGCAGCUCAGCCAUCGCCAGCGGCGGCUUGGGCUCCGUGGGCAUUCACAUACCCGGCGGCGGAGUGGGCGUCAUCACAGAGGCGCGCUGUCCGCGCGUGUGCUCCUGCAGCGGCUUAACCGUCGACUGCUCGCAUCGUGGAUUAACGCAGGUACCGCGAAAAAUAUCAGCGGAUGUGGAAAGACUCGAUUUGCAGGGCAACAAUUUAACCGUGAUAUAUGAAACGGAUUUUCAGCGCUUGACCAAACUGCGAAUGCUACAACUGACGGACAACCAAAUCCAUACCAUAGAGAAGAAUGCACUGCAAGAUUUGGUUUCACUGGAGCGACUACGCCUAAACAACAAUCGACUUAAGGCAAUACCUGAAAACUUUGUGACAAGUUCAGCGAGUCUUUUGCGAUUGGACAUCUCGCACAAUGUCAUCACAACGGUCGGCCGGAGGGUCUUUAAGGGCGCCCAAUCGCUGCGGAGCCUACAGCUAGACAACAAUCAAAUCACAUGUAUGGAUGAGCAUGCCUUUAAGGGAUUGUUGGAGCUGGAAAUACUCACACUGAAUAACAAUAACUUGACCGCCCUGCCGCACAAUGCCUUCGGGGGAUUGGGAAAAUUGCGGGCGCUGCGCCUCUCGGAUAACCCGUUCGCCUGCGAUUGCCAUUUAUCCUGGCUGUCGCGCUACCUACGCAGCGCGCCGCGGCUCGCCCCCUACACGCGCUGCCAAUCGCCGUCGCAACUGAAGGGCCAAAACGUGGCGGACCUGCACGAUCAGGAGUUCAAAUGCUCAGGUCUCACCGAGCAUGCGCCAAUGGAAUGCGGCGUGGAGAACAGCUGCCCCCACCCGUGUCGCUGUGCCGAUGGCAUCGUCGAUUGCCGUGAGAAGAGUCUGACGAGUGUACCCGUUACACUGCCGGAUGAUACCACCGAGCUGCGCUUGGAGCAGAAUUUCAUCACCGAACUGCCAGCCAAAUCUUUCUCCAGCUUCCGGCGACUGCGACGCAUCGAUCUGUCCAACAACAACAUCUCGCGCAUUGCCCACGAUGCGCUAAGUGGCCUAAAGCAGCUAACCACGCUCGUGCUGUAUGGCAAUAAAAUAAAGGAUUUGCCCUCGGGCGUAUUCAAAGGACUCAGCUCGCUGCAGCUGCUGCUCCUGAAUGCCAACGAGAUCUCCUGCAUACGCAAGGAUGCCUUCCGCGACCUGCAUAGCCUCAGUUUGCUCUCACUUUACGACAACAACAUACAGUCGCUGGCUAAUGGCACAUUCGACGCCAUGAAGAGCAUCAAAACGGUACAUUUGGCCAAGAAUCCUUUCAUUUGUGACUGCAAUCUGCGCUGGCUGGCCGACUAUUUGCACAAAAAUCCCAUAGAGACAAGUGGAGCACGCUGUGAGUCACCGAAGCGGAUGCAUCGCCGGCGCAUUGAAUCUUUGCGCGAGGAGAAAUUCAAAUGUUCCUGGGAUGAAUUGCGAAUGAAGCUAUCCGGCGAGUGUCGCAUGGACUCGGACUGCCCAUCCAUGUGCCAGUGCGAGGGCACGACGGUCGACUGUGCGGGACGAGGUCUCAAGGAAAUACCACGCGACAUUCCAUUGCAUACCACAGAGCUUUUACUCAACGACAACGAAUUGGGACGCAUCAACUCGGACGGCCUGUUUGGACGAUUGCCGCAUCUGGUUAAACUGGAGCUGAAGCGCAAUCAGCUGACUGGCAUUGAGCCGAACGCCUUUGAGGGUGCAUCGCGCAUACAGGAUUUGCAGUUGGGCGAGAACAAGAUAAAGGAAAUUUCGAAUAAAAUGUUCCUCGGACUGCAUCAGCUGAAAACUCUCAAUCUUUAUGACAAUCAAAUUUCAUGCGUCAUGCCUGGUUCAUUCGAGCAUCUCAACUCGCUGACGUCUCUGAAUCUAGCAUCGAAUCCAUUCAAUUGCAAUUGUCAUUUGGCCUGGUUCGCCGAGUGGUUGCGUAAAAAAUCGCUGAGCGGCGGUGCGGCACGUUGCGCUGCCCCAGCGAAGGUACGUGAUGUGCAAAUCAAGGAUCUGCCGCACAACGAAUUCAAAUGCAGCAGCGACAACAACGAGGGCUGCCUCGGCGAUGGCUAUUGUCCGCCGGCCUGCACGUGCACCGGCACUGUGGUGCGCUGCUCACGCAAUCAAUUGAAGGAAAUACCGCGCGGCAUACCGCCCGAGACGUCCGAGCUGUACCUGGAGUCCAAUGAGAUCGAGCAGAUUCAUUAUGAGCGCAUCAGGCACUUGCGUGCGCUCACACGACUCGAUCUCAGCAACAAUCAAAUCACCAUACUAUCCAAUUACACCUUCGCCAAUCUAACCAAACUAUCCACGCUCAUCAUUUCGUACAACAAGCUGCAAUGCCUGCAACGUCAUGCGUUGUCUGGUCUAAAUAAUCUGCGCGUGCUCUCGCUGCACGGCAAUCGGAUAUCCAUGCUACCGGAGGGCUCCUUCGAGGAUCUCAAGUCGUUGACACACAUUGCUUUGGGCAGCAAUCCCCUGUACUGCGACUGCUCGCUGAAGUGGUUCUCGGACUGGAUCAAGCUGGACUAUGUGGAGCCGGGCAUUGCACGCUGCGCCGAGCCGGAGCACAUGAAGGACAAGCUGAUACUGUCCACGCCCUCGUCGAACUUCGUGUGCCGUGGGAAGGUGCGCAACGAGAUCCUGGCCAAGUGCAAUGCUUGCUACGAGCAGCCCUGCCAGAACAAGGCCCAGUGCUUGGCCCUGCCCCAGCGCGACUACCAGUGCCUCUGCCAGCCGGGCUAUCAUGGCAGGCACUGCGAGUUCAUGAUCGACGCCUGCUACGGCAAUCCCUGCCGUAACAAUGCCACCUGCACGGUGCUGGAGGAGGGACGCUUCAGUUGCCAGUGCGCGCCAGGUUACACAGGCGCCCGCUGCGAGACGAACAUCGACGACUGCCUGGGCGAAGACAUACGCUGCCAGAACAACGCCACCUGCAUCGACGGCGUGCAGUCGUACCGCUGCGAGUGCCAGCCCGGCUUCAGCGGCGAGUGGUGCGAUACGAAGAUUCAGUUCUGCAGCCAGGAGUUCAAUCCCUGCGCGAACGGGGCCAAGUGCUUGGACCACUUCAGCCACUACAGCUGCGAGUGCAUGGCCGGCUUCCAUGGCAUCAACUGCACGGACAACAUCGAUGACUGCCAGAAUCACAUGUGCCAGAAUGGCGGCACCUGCAUCGACGGCAUCAACGAUUACGUCUGCAAGUGCCCGGAUGACUUCACGGGCAAGUACUGUGAGGGCCACAACCUGAUCUCCAUGAUGUAUCCCCAGACGUCGCCCUGCCAGAACCACGAGUGCAAGCACGGCGUUUGCUUCCAACCGAAUGCCGCCGGCUCGGACUACCUGUGCAAGUGCCAUCCGGGCUACACGGGCAAGUGGUGCGAGUACUUGACCAGCAUCAGCUUCGUUCACAACAAUUCGUUCGUGGAGCUGGAGCCGCUGCGCACCAGGCCCGAGGCGAAUGUCACCAUUGUCUUUAGCAGCGCCGAGCAGAACGGAAUCCUCAUGUAUGAUGGACAGGAUGCGCACUUGGCCGUGGAGCUCUUCAAUGGACGCAUACGCGUUAGCUAUGAUGUCGGCAACUAUCCGGUGUCCACAAUGUACAGCUUCGAAAUGGUCGCCGAUGGCAAAUACCAUGCCGUCGAGCUACUGGCCAUCAAAAAGAACUUCACGCUGCGCGUGGAUCGAGGCCUGGCCCGUUCCAUCAUCAAUGAGGGCUCCAAUGAUUAUCUGAAACUGAGCACGCCUAUGUUCCUUGGCGGUCUGCCGGUGGAGCCCGCCCAGCAGGCUUACAAAAACUGGCAGAUACGCAACUUGACUAGCUUCAAGGGCUGCAUGAAGGAGGUCUGGAUUAAUCACAAGCUCGUGGACUUCGGCAAUGCGCAGCGGCAGCAGAAAAUCACGCCGGGCUGUGCUCUGCUGGAGGGCGACCCCUCUGAGGGCGAGGAGGAUGACGAGCAGGACUUCAUGGACGAGACUCCGCACAUUAAGGAGGAGCCCGUCGAUCCCUGCUCGGAGCACAAGUGCCGUCGCGGCAGUCGCUGUGUGCCCAAUGCCAAUUCCAAGGAUGGCUAUCAGUGCAAAUGCAAGCACGGCCAGCGCGGACGCUACUGCGAUCAAGGUGAGGGCAUCACAGAGCCCCCAACAAUCACGGCCGCCGCUACGUGUCGCAAGGAGCAGGUGCGUGAGUACUAUACGGAGAACGACUGCCGCUCCAGGCAGCCGCUGAAGUACGCCAAAUGCGUUGGCGGUUGCGGCAAUCAAUGCUGCGCGGCCAAAAUUGUGCGAAGACGCAAGGUGCGCAUGGUAUGCAGCAACAACCGCAAAUAUAUCAAGAACUUGGAUAUUGUGCGCAAGUGCGGGUGCACCAAGAAAUGCUACUGACUGAAAGAUGCGACUACCCCAUUGCUUAUACGAAGCAAUAGCAGCUUAGAUGUUAGUUUAGGAACACAAUUAAACUUAACUUAUAAUAUGAGUAACAACAAUAAUAACAGUAACUCUAAUAAUGAUGAUAAUAGUAGUAGAAAUAGUAGCAGUAGCAGUAGCAGUAGCAGUAGUAUUAACCUUAGUCUUAAGCCGCAUAGCAGUAGAUUUAAUGGCACGGGGCAGCAGCAGCUGGGCGUGGCUGCUGCUGACGAGAGACAGGAGGCGGCUUCGGCUGCGAUGGAUGGCGAGGAUGACUAUGCCAUGGAGGACAUUGAGGCGGACACAGAACGCAUGCAAGCGGACCUCCAUGGCGAGGACGUAGACGAUGAUGAUGAUGACGAGGUGAUGAGCUUAUUUGCAGAUGAUGACGAUGAAGAUGAGGAUGAUGAUAAUGAAGAUAAAGAUGAUGAGUAUGAUGAGGAUGAUGAGGAACCGGAGCAGUUGCCAGAUCCCAAGAGUCUUAUCUCAGCAACAGCCCAACAGCAGCCGCAGUUGAGUGCCGAAGAAGAAGACAUGGGCUAUGACGAGGACGAUGAGCGUCUGGCCUUGGAGCGACCCCGCACAACGCGCCCGCGUGCCGACGAGGAGCAUUUCGUGAAUGAAGAGGGCAGCGGCGCCGGCGGCGGCGCAGGCUACAAGUCACGCUUCAGGCCAAACAACAGCUACAGGCAACUGCACCUGGAGAAUAUUCGGAAGAAGCUGCUCACAGAGAGUCAGCAGCAGGAGCCGGCUGUGGCGGUGGCCGUGCCGAGCACUGCGAUUGAUCUGCGCGAGAGCAGCGGCCAUUUUGCUAACGAUGAUGAGGAUGGCGAGGAUAACGAUGACGGUGUCGAUGAUGAAUACCCUGACAAUGGCGACAGCGCUGGCUUCUUUGGGUCGCAACGCUCGAAGAGCAACUCCGGCUCGAAUCAUUAUUUCCGCAAGAAUAGCAAUGAUGCGAUCAAAAUUAUAUCCACGCCCCUGGGCAAGGUGGGCAUUGUCUAUCAGCAGACGCCCACCGAUGCCGAUGGGGACCAGCAGCAGCAUCAGCUGCAUGCGAACAAGCAGCUGGACAAGCAGGCGCCGCAGAAGCCAGCGACACAGUUCACAGACUUCGAUGCAUUGUCACCGGAUCCGGAGAGCAGUCAUCGUUUUCCGUCGCCACAUCCGAAAAUAACGCCCGUACUAACACCCGAUGGCAAGGUGGCGCUGCUUUAUCGCGGUGAUUCGGAGAGCUCCAAGUACGAGCCCAUACGCAACCUCACGCAUAAGUUCACCAGCUCCAGCUCUGCUAAGUCAGCAUCCGAGCAGGCCAAGGGGAACAGUGACGACUCCUCGGACGACUCCUCCGACGACUCGGUCUACACGGACAGCGAGGACGAGAGCGCAGGAGACAGACCAGUUCCAGCCCCGGGCUCAGCUGUGACUCCUAAGCCAAUGCAGCCCGAGAUACUGGAACCGCCGGCCCAUGCUCCAAACGGUGGCAGCUUCAUAAUACGACCCACCUCUGAUUCACUGCUCCCCAUGAUCAAUCGGCCCUUGUCCGAGGUGCUGGGCAUCAAGAAAAAUCAGUUCCAAGAGACGCGUGUGCGUGAUCACAUGCCCAUGCUGGGCGUCACUGAGGCAACACCCCGCUCUCUACUUGCUCAGCCCGCACAAGAAGCCGAGCGCAAGCCGAGCAGCAGCCUGCACUUCCUCACAAAGGUCAAUCUGGCCGAAUACCCCACUUCCAAGCAGCAGUUGCCGCACUCGCUGGGCCAACUGCCCACAGGACGUGACUUUGACUUCAGUCUGGAUAAUACCAUGCUGGACGAGAGAUCGCGCGUGCGUGAGCUGGAGCGGCAGCGGGAGCGGGAGCGAGAGCACAAUGAAGCCACCAGCAAAGGCGCCACCGAAGCUCACACAAUUGCCAACGAACAGUUGCUGUCCAAAACGGAGGUCAUCAACUUGGCCAUAAUACCGCAAUUCGAUGAAGACAUGGAGAGUCUGCAGCGCUUGCACGAGAGCAGCGGGCUGGGCAGCCGGCGUCACCACCGAACGCGCCAUCGCCACCGGCAGACAGACGAGGAACUGUCUGGCAUUCAUUGCGUCAUGCAGGUCAUGAUGGGCAUUGCUGCCGUAUCCACAGUUUUUGGAAUGCUUGGCACCUUCUUUAAGCAGCGCAUUCUCGAUCAGCUGCGUCUGAUGCACUGGUAGUACAACAAUGGGUAUUCGAUCCGCUUCGAAUACCUUCCCGAACCCAAUCCGAACGUAAAUCCU
This is a messenger RNA of Drosophila arizonae, 8055 nucleotides long. It is a transcript of the gene sli, whose product is annotated as slit guidance ligand. Gene Ontology annotation, cellular component: plasma membrane. The record is from RefSeq and is a predicted model, not a curated record. Lineage: Eukaryota; Metazoa; Arthropoda; Insecta; Diptera; Drosophilidae. Gene Ontology annotation, molecular function: protein binding; calcium ion binding.